AUGCAUGGCACUGCUACGCUGGCCAGCUUGACCGCGUCCCGCCUCGUCGUCUCCUUGCUGGUCCUGUUCUCCUGGUGUCAUGGGGUCGAUGCAGCGUUCUACAGCUCGCAGAGGAAGGCAGAAUUGCGCGAGAUGGCGGCAGAGACUUGGAGGCACGCCUACAACUCGUACAAGCGUGUCGCCUUUCCCGCCGACGAGCUGCUUCCCCUCUCCUGCGGCAAGCAGGGCCAUGACCGAUCGAAUCCGAACAACGGGGCCGUCAACGAUGUCCUGGGCGACUAUGCCUUGACACUGGUCGACUCACUGGACACUUUCGCCAUGCUCAACGACAAGUUCGCCUUUGAGCAGGCGAUUAGGGAGACGAUCGAGCACGUCUCGUUCGACGUCGACUCGCGGGUUCAGGUCUUCGAGGUCACGAUCCGCAUGAUGGGCGGCUUGCUUUCCGGCCACCUCCUCGCCAUGCCCGGCACCUAUAACCGUUCCGACCCGUCCACGUAUCAUUCUUCGAUCCGCGGCUUCUCCCUGCCGUGGUACCGCUCCGAGCUCCUCCACAUUGCGCACGACCUCGGCCGACGACUGCUGCCGGCAUUUGAAACGCCGACGGGGAUUCCGUUUGCACGGGUGCACCUGCAGAGGGGGUUGAGGGGAAAAGGCGGGAAGGGUGAGAGUGGAGAGACGUGCAGCGCUGGCGCCGGCUCUCUCCUCCUCGAGUUCAUCACCCUCUCGCGCCUCACCUCCGAUCCCACCUUCGAAGCUCUCGCUCGUCGCGCCUUCUUAGCCAUUUGGGACCGACGAAGCGACAUCGGCUUGAUCGGCAACACGAUUGAUGCGAGGAGCGGAGCGUGGAUGCAUGGUGCGGCUGGGACGGGCGCCGGGAUUGAUUCGUUCUACGAAUACGCCGCAAAAGCCUACGUGUUGACGGGCGAAGAGGACUACUUUCGAGUGUGGGAGGCCGGGUACGCUGCACUGCAGCGGUACGUACGGACCGGCGACGGGUUCUGGUACCGCGGCGCCAAUAUGCAGACCGGCCAACUCACCUCGGUCCUUGUCGACUCGCUCGCGGCGUUCAUGCCCGGCGUACAGACCUUGAUGGGCGACCUUGACUCAGCCACUCGCUCGCAUGCGCCUUACGCUUUCCUCUGGCUGCGUUACGGUGGUCUGCCGGAGCUGUACGAUACCCAUCGGAGACAGGCUGUCCAGCUAGGGUAUCCUCUGCGACCCGAGUACAUCGAGUCGAACAUGUACCUCUACCAGGCGACCAAGGACGACUGGUACCUCGAGCUCGCCGAGCAAGUCUUGCACGACAUCAACAACAAAACUCGCGUUGACUGCGGUCUCGCGGCGGUGUUCAACCUCGAGACGGGCAAGUUAGAAGACAAGAUGCCGAGCUUUGUGACCUCCGAGACGCUCAAGUACCUGUACCUGACGUUUGACGAGAACUCGCCCUUCCUGCGUGACGACUCAGCCUUUGUCUUUACAACCGAGGGCCACCCUCUCGAGAUCCCUCUUCCGCCGUUCGACUCAGUCUCCCGCCCGUCUCCAUCUCCGCCCGCCAACUCGCCCUCGACCCCAACUUCGGCACUCACCUGCGCCGCUCACGAGCCAGUCUACGACCAACGACACGCGCACUUCCUCUCGCUCUCGAUGAAUCAGCGCGUCGAUUGGGAGCACGCGCGUUGGCUCGCCGGGUACCAGCCGCAAGACGAGCAGCGCGAGGUCGACGAAGGGAGGUGGACUCGGAACGGCUGGUGCGAGAUGCCGCUUGGCGAGGAUCCUGUUGUCGCUUCCGCUCGCUUCGUCGACCCGCUGCAAACCAUCCGCGCGCUCGUCCUUAACUACCUCCGUUCCGCCGCAUCCGUCACCUCGAACAUCCUACCCGGUCUUGCGCCUUCCGCUCUUUCCGUCUCCCUCACCCCGUCCGCCGAUGCCGCGCCUCCUUCUCUCCCCGCCGAACCUUCGCUUCCGCCCUCUCCGAAUCCUCCGGCAUUCCUCCUCGACCAAAGCAUCGAGCUCCUCUUUGCCCCCUCAACAAGCCACGAAAUCACCCACCCUCGAUCCUCGCAACUAAGUCCCCACCCAACCGGUUCAGGCGACAUCAUCGUCCACUCGAUCAACGGUCUGCGAUUCACGCUCGUCCGUGCGUCAACGAGCGGAACGGCUGGGUACGUCGUGAGUAAAGUCGGGCCGCUGGUGGUCCCACCUGGACGGAGCGUCGUGAUUCGUGAUCAGGCGGUGCUGGCGGGGUUGCCGCAGAAGAAACCGGAUAGGAUCAAGGUGGUUGCGAGAGUUGGGGAGGGGGAUGAGCCGCCGAGCGGGGUGGAGGAGGAGAAGCAGGGUGGGAAUGGGAAGCUGGAUGCGAUUUGGGACAAGCUUGUACAUCCGCUUGGUGGUGGGUCGUCGGCCAGCGAGUGCUCCAGCGCAGACGCCGACUGCCCCGACGCCGCUCCAACAACCCUCCACAUCCCCGCCCUCGCCGCCUCCUUCGGUCCGUCGAUCGUCCACCGUCCCUCCGACACGAUUCCCUUAGGCCUAACACCCUUCAUGCUCGACGGCCCCGCGCUUCCGCUCGUCCUCCCCUCAGUCGACAUCUACGGCUGCUCGGCCCUCCACCCUCCCCCUUCCUCCUCCUCCUCCUCUCCCUCCCUGCUCCUCUUACAUCGGGGGCACUGUUCCUUCGCUCUCAAAUCACACAACGCAGCACUCUCUUCCUACGCCGGCGUCGUACUCAUCUCCUCUCCUUCUGCAACGGACGAAGAGGGAGAAGAGGGAGAGGGGUUUGUUGUGCCUAGUGCGGAUGAGAGGGAGGAGGAGGAAGAGACGAUGAGGAGUUUGGUGCCGCUUGUACUGGUGGGGAAUUCGACGGGGGCGGUGUUGGAGGGGUUGGUUAGGAGCGUGGAGGCUGCGGGUGAGAGAGGAGAGGGGGGAGCCGGGCUGGUUGUACAGGACGAGGAGCGGGACAGCGGCGCAGGUACGACGACGCCCCGCCGACACGUCUGGAUCUCGAUCACGCACGCGGAGGAGGACGAAGAAGAGGAAGAAUCGGCUGCGGGACUGAUGCUCGGCGGGUACCUCGUGCGCAACAUCAAGCUGCAUGGGUCGAGUCGAAGAGCAGCAGCGGCGGGAGGGUCGGUACCUUAG
Messenger RNA from Rhodotorula toruloides NP11, 3138 nucleotides. Its product is annotated as ER degradation enhancer, mannosidase alpha-like 1, glycoside hydrolase family 47 protein. Lineage: Eukaryota; Fungi; Basidiomycota; Microbotryomycetes; Sporidiobolales; Sporidiobolaceae. Gene Ontology annotation, cellular component: membrane; endoplasmic reticulum. The coding region runs from base 1 to 3138 and encodes 1045 amino acids. Gene Ontology annotation, molecular function: calcium ion binding; mannosyl-oligosaccharide 1,2-alpha-mannosidase activity. The record is from RefSeq and is a predicted model, not a curated record. The transcript has 11 exons. Gene Ontology annotation, biological process: endoplasmic reticulum mannose trimming; mannose trimming involved in glycoprotein ERAD pathway; carbohydrate metabolic process.